Messenger RNA from Balearica regulorum gibbericeps (East African grey crowned-crane), 3003 nucleotides. NCBI's taxonomy places the organism in Eukaryota, Metazoa, Chordata, Aves, Gruiformes, Gruidae. The record is from RefSeq and is a predicted model, not a curated record.
AUGCGAAGCGGUCCAGCGCCUACGGACGCGUUUCUGCUGGCACGUCUAGAUGGCAGAGGCCUGAGCACGUUUGCCCAUAUGGUGGUAGCUUCUGCCGUUACUUGUCUUAGUGAAGUGAUGCAAGUGGAUGGGUUGUCGCAGUUAAAGUACGUACUCUUUUCAAAAGAGCAAGAGAAGGCGUAUGCUGUGAGGGAAAAAGGAGGAGUGCAUCAAGUCUCCCGUGGUGAAACAACGCAAGGACAAGUUUGGAAGGCAUGCGGUGACCCCAAAGCCAAACCAUCCUAUCUUAUUGACAAAAACCUGGAAUCUGCUGUCAAAUUCAUAGUCAGGAAGUUUCCAGCAGUAGAAACACGCAACAACAAUCAACAGCUUGCUCAGCUCCAGAAAGAAAAAUCGGAGAUUCUGAAGAACCUGGCAUUAUACUACUUCACGUUUGUCGAUGUUAUGGAAUUUAAGGACCAUGUUUGUGAGCUGCUGAACACUAUUGAUGUCUGCCAAGUCUUCUUUGAUAUUACUGUAAACUUCGAUUUAACAAAGAACUACCUAGAUUUGAUUAUAACCUACACAACUCUAAUGAUAUUGCUGUCUCGAAUUGAAGAAAGGAAGGCUAUCAUUGGAUUGUAUAACUAUGCCCAUGAAAUGACACAUGGAGCAAGUGACAGAGAAUAUCCACGCCUUGGCCAGAUGAUUGUGGAUUAUGAAAAUCCUUUAAAGAAAAUGAUGGAGGAAUUUGUACCUCACAGUAAAUCCCUUUCAGACGCUCUGAUUUCACUCCAGAUGGUCUAUCCUCGAAGAAAUCUCUCAGCUGACCAGUGGAGAAACGCACAACUACUGAGCCUCAUCAGUGCCCCCAGUACAAUGCUUAAUCCUGCACAGUCUGACACAAUGCCAUGUGAAUACCUCUCUCUGGAUGCAAUGGAAAAAUGGAUCAUUUUUGGGUUUAUUUUGUGCCAUGGAAUCCUCAAUAGUGAUGCUACGGCUUUGAACCUUUGGAAGCUUGCACUUCAAAGCAGCUCUUGUUUGGCUCUGUUUCGGGAUGAAGUAUUCCAUAUUCACAAAGCUGCAGAAGACUUGUUUGUAAACAUACGAGGGUACAACAAGCGUAUUAAUGACAUCAGAGAGUGCAAAGAAGCUGCUGUUUCACACGCUGGCUCAAUGCAUAGAGAGAGGCGCAAGUUUUUACGUUCUGCACUCAAAGAACUGGCUACUGUCCUGUCUGAUCAGCCAGGCCUGUUGGGUCCCAAGGCACUUUUUGUAUUUAUGGCGUUAUCCUUUGCUCGUGAUGAAAUUAUUUGGCUUCUUCGUCAUGCGGAUAAUAUGCCAAAGAAGAGCGCAGAUGACUUCAUAGAUAAACACAUAGCAGAGCUAAUAUUCUACAUGGAGGAGCUCAGAGCACACGUGCGAAAAUAUGGACCGGUGAUGCAGAGAUAUUAUGUACAGUAUCUCUCCGGCUUUGAUGCAGUGGUCUUAAAUGAGCUUGUUCAGAAUCUUUCAGUGUGCCCAGAGGAUGAAUCAAUCAUCAUGUCAUCUUUUGUAAACACAAUGACUUCACUAAGUGUGAAACAAGUUGAAGAUGGAGAGGUGUUUGACUUCAGAGGAAUGAGAUUAGAUUGGUUUAGAUUGCAGGCUUACACCAGUGUUUCUAAAGCUUCACUUAGUCUUGCAGACCAUAGAGAACUAGGAAAAAUGAUGAACACAAUCAUUUUCCACACAAAAAUGGUAGAUUCUUUGGUGGAGAUGUUGGUUGAAACCUCAGAUCUUUCUAUAUUUUGUUUUUAUAGUCGUGCUUUUGAGAAGAUGUUUCAGCAGUGUUUGGAGCUUCCCUCUCAGUCAAGAUACUCAAUUGCAUUCCCACUGCUUUGUACUCAUUUUAUGAGCUGCACCCAUGAACUAUGCCCAGAAGAGCGACAUCAUAUUGGAGAUCGUAGUCUUUCAUUGUGUAACAUGUUCUUGGAUGAAAUGGCUAAGCAAGCUCGAAAUCUUAUCACAGACAUUUGCACAGAACAAUGUACGCUGAGCGAUCAGUUGCUGCCAAAGCAUUGUGCCAAAACCAUCAGUCAAGCAGUGAACAAAAAGUCAAAAAAACAGACUGGAAAGAAAGGAGAACCUGAAAGGGAGAAACCAGGAGUAGAAAGCAUGAGGAAAAACAGAUUGGUUGUGACAAACCUGGACAAACUGCACACUGCACUUUCUGAGCUCUGCUUCUCAAUCAAUUACGUACCAAACAUGGUGGUUUGGGAACAUACGUUUACCCCAAGAGAAUAUUUAACGUCUCACCUGGAAAUCCGCUUUACCAAGUCAAUUGUUGGAAUGACUAUGUAUAACCAAGCGACACAAGAGAUUGCAAAGCCUUCAGAGCUGUUAACCAGUGUAAGAGCCUAUAUGACAGUCCUCCAGUCAAUAGAAAAUUAUGUACAGAUUGACAUUACACGAGUAUUUAACAAUGUUCUGCUUCAGCAAACUCAGCAUUUAGAUAGUCAUGGUGAGCCAACCAUUACCAGUCUGUACACAAAUUGGUAUUUGGAAACUUUGCUACGGCAAGUCAGCAAUGGUCACAUAGCCUAUUUUCCAGCCAUGAAGGCAUUUGUGAAUUUGCCUACAGAAAAUGAAUUGACAUUUAAUGCUGAGGAAUACUCUGACAUAUCAGAAAUGAGAGCCCUUUCUGAACUUUUGGGACCAUAUGGCAUGAAGUUCCUAAGUGAAAGUCUGAUGUGGCACAUUUCUUCACAGGUUGCUGAGCUUAAGAAACUUGUGGUGGAGAACGUUGAAGUUCUAACGCAAAUGAGGACCAGCUUUGACAAGCCAGACCAGAUGGCAGCACUCUUUAAAAGAUUAUCAUCCGUUGACAGUGUUUUGAAGAGAAUGACGAUUAUUGGUGUUAUCUUGUCUUUUCGGUCAUUGGCACAGGAAGCGCUUAGAGAUGUCUUAUCCUACCACAUUCCUUUCCUUGUAAGUUCCAUCGAGGACUUUAAAGAUCACAUUCCGCGAGAGACUGACAUGAAG